CCACAGAAACUAACCCAAUCCUAUGUUCGUUCUCUCUCACGAUUGCGCCAUCAACGAGCGCGAUCGAGCAGGGAGAGUAGGCACCUCUCCGGCGCCGGUCAACCUCGAUUCCGGCGAUAUAGGCGAGAGAGAGAGAGAGGAAGUUUGUGCUCGCGCGAGAGAGUGUUGUGCAGUGAGCAGCAGGGAUUGGAUUCAUCAUCCGGUGACGCGCACGAGCAGUGGCGAAAUAGGCUCGAUUAGUGAGUGGCAAGCAGUGGUGGAAAGCUCUGUCAACGCUCGGCGUGGAUUACCGGCUGUUUUCAUCGUUUAUUUUGUGUCUAAAUUGUUACUUGUGGACCCGAAGCGUAUCAUUGAGCACUUUUUGUACCGGAACAGGUCCUCACCAUGGAUGUGGAUUCUAAACCUACAAUGGAGGAAACUAUAUUGGUGGGUGAUGAUCUCAUGACGGGACCGCCCUCACCCAUCAUUCCACCUGAAAUAGCAUCUCAUGUACUAGAAGGUGUUAAUCUAUGCGAUGGAAUUCUGCGGAAUCUGUUUUUGUGUCUUCAAAUUAAUGAUAUUGAGCCAUUUUGUCAAGAUGAAAUUGCAUUAUACAAACAGUGUGCAGAGAGAAGGGAUAAUCAAUUGAGACAACGGCUUCAAGAUAGUGAACGGAAAUUAGGGAUGUCAAUGCCUUUGGAACAAGCAAAGGAAAGAUAUAAGAGCUUAGAAGCAGAAGCAUCAUUGUUGGAAAGGCGCCUGAUUUUGGCAAGUGGAGUUGAAGGCGUGGAAGGAUUUCGCCAAAGAUGGAGUCUGCACGGUCGCCUAACUGAUACAAAGAAUCGACAGGAUGCCUUGAAGCAAGGAUUGGAAAACCGAAAGGACGAGUCAAUUGGCGAAUCGACCAACAAGAAGAGAUGGUUCUUUUGGUAAUGACAACAUUCUUUUAUCACAUCUUUCUCCUCUUCUUGAGAUGCCUUGAUGAAAUUAUUAUUAGAUAAUAUAAAGAUGCACGUGCCUUGAUGAAAUUAUUAUAGUAUUAUAUUUAAAAAUUUAUUAUUAUAGUUAAAUGUAAAAAUUAAAAAAUAAAGGAAAUUUAAUUAUAAAGAUCUUAGUUUUGAUUAGGGAGUCCAUAAAAGGUUAGGAACAACUUGGAAGUACACAUCUUUAUAGUUCUAACUAGCAAUUAUGUCACCAAUGUCAAAAUAAAUCAUGUAUAAAUCAUUACUGUUGGAACAACAAAAAACUUUAUUCAUGUUUUUAGGCAAAAGAUUUGGGGUGUGUUUGGUUGUAAUUUUAAAUUCAUUAAAAUACUAUUUAAAUAAAAUUUCAAAUCGUGACGAGGGGCUCUAUUAUUCUUGUUGUGGAGAAUUUAUGAUAUAUUAUACUUCUUAAAAGUGUUACGGUGGAAUAAUUCACAAGUAUGAUUUGUAUGUUCAUUAUUAUAGUAUGUUUUCAAUAUAAUUAAUAAGUAUAGUAAAUAAUUUUUUACUUAAUCUCAGAUUUUAAUCGACUAUAGUAAAUAAAUAAAUUAAAUAUAAUAACAUAGGAUAAUUUACAUAAUAAAUGAAAACCACAUAA
Andrographis paniculata is the source of this 1560-nucleotide messenger RNA. RefSeq lists its product as uncharacterized. The transcript is spliced from 7 exons. Bases 385 to 912 code for a protein of 175 amino acids. The record is from RefSeq and is a predicted model, not a curated record. NCBI's taxonomy places the organism in Eukaryota, Viridiplantae, Streptophyta, Magnoliopsida, Lamiales, Acanthaceae.